Messenger RNA from Electrophorus electricus (electric eel), 3282 nucleotides. RefSeq names its product early growth response 1 (gene egr1). Gene Ontology annotation, biological process: regulation of transcription by RNA polymerase II. Gene Ontology annotation, molecular function: RNA polymerase II cis-regulatory region sequence-specific DNA binding; DNA-binding transcription factor activity, RNA polymerase II-specific. The record is from RefSeq and is a predicted model, not a curated record. Lineage: Eukaryota; Metazoa; Chordata; Actinopteri; Gymnotiformes; Gymnotidae.
UCUCUGAGCGGAGAAAAGGCACAGAGAACCUAAGCGACUCAGCGCUAGACAGCAGAUAGGCAACACAUUGCGAUCUAUCUCUGAACGCAAUUUGAAACCAAAAACGUGAGAAGCGAACUCAAAAUAAUAACAGAAACAAAACUUAUGACAAAAAGAACAAGUAUAAUUUGGUCCAAAAAGUCCAAAAUUUUAAAAAUUGAUCUGAUUGAGAUAGGGAAUGAUUGGAAGGAACACAUUAAAUCUCACUCAUCCGUUUUGAGAAGAAGUGGAUUUUCUUACUCUUUUGGACAAAAAAAAGGGGGAAACCAAGCAAGGAACCCUCAAGCUGAGCUCCAGUGAGGAGAGUCAGGCAGAGAGAGGAAGAAGAGGCAUCGCAGCAUCUUGGCUAUUCUCGUCCCAGAGGGGAUAGCUGAUCUCUCUCCCUUGCUCCCUUACUCUCACGCUACUCUGCACUCCACGCGCGCUCCAGAGAGAUGGCUGCAGCCAAGACGGAGCUCCUGCCUGCACUGCCGAUCUCAGACCCCCUGAGUUUCCCUCACUCCCCCAUGGAUAGCUACCCCAAGCUGGAGGAGAUGAUCAUGCUCAACUCUGCAGGAACCCCCUUCCUGAACGCCUCCGCACCCGAAGGAGGUGCAGGCUUUGGCUCUGGGGAGCCCGGGGAGCAGUACGACCACCUGGCUGGAGACACUCUUCCAGAGAUUGCCCUGAACUGUGAGAAGUCCCUGGCUGAGCAGAGCUUCCCCACCCAGCGCCUGCCGCCCAUCACCUACACAGGGCGCUUCACCCUUGAACCUGCCACCAACUGCAGCAACAGCCUGUGGGCAGAGCCUCUCUUCAGUCUGGUCAGCGGCUUGGUGGGCGUCAACACAUCCACCACCUCAAUCCCCUCUUCUUCUUCAGCCUCCCAGACCACUCCCUCCUCUUCAACUGCUUCAUCUUCUGCCCCAUGCUCAUCCUCAUCUUCCUCCCCAUCCUCAUCUACGUCCAGUCCCAGCCUAAGCUGCUCAGUGCACCAGAAUGAGCCCAACCCAAUCUACUCGGCUGCACCCACCUACUCCAGCGCCAGUCCUGACAUCUUCCCCGAGCCUGGUCCAAGUUUCCCCUCGGCGGUGGGCGGCUCCCUGCCAUACCCGCCCCCUGCAUAUGCCAGCAGCAAAGCCUGCAGCACCAGCUUCCCCGUACCCAUGAUCCCUGACUACCUAUUCCCUCAGCAACAGAGCGAGAUAAGCUUGGUGCCACCUGACCAGAAGCCCUUCCAGACGUCGGCGGGCCAGCAGCCUUCGCUCACGCCACUGUCCACCAUCAAAGCAUUUGCCACUCAGACAGGCUCUCAGGACCUGAAGAGUGUCUACCAGUCACAGCUGAUCAAGCCCAGCCGUGUGCGCAAGUACCCCAACCGGCCCAGCAAGACGCCACCCCACGAGCGCCCAUAUGCCUGCCCCGUGGAGACAUGCGACCGGCGCUUCUCACGCUCCGAUGAGCUAACGCGCCACAUCCGCAUCCACACGGGUCAGAAGCCCUUCCAGUGCCGCAUCUGCAUGCGCAACUUCAGCCGUAGUGACCACCUCACCACGCACAUCCGUACACACACUGGCGAGAAGCCCUUCGCCUGCGAGAUCUGUGGCCGCAAGUUCGCCCGCAGCGACGAGCGCAAGCGCCACACCAAGAUCCACCUGCGGCAGAAGGACAAGAAGGCAGAGAAGACCGCUGCGGCUGCAGCCGCUGUUGUCCAGAGUGCAAUCGCCCCCGUCUCCAUCUCCGUGCCCUCACCUGUGUCCAGCUACCCGUCGCCCAUCGCCUCCUAUCCCUCACCUGUCUCCUCUUUCCCCUCACCGGUGGCCUCCUGCUACUCCUCACCUGUGCACACUUCAUACCCGUCACCCGCUGCUUCUGGCACAUUCCAAACCCCAGUUGCCACCUCUUUCCCCACCUCGGUGGGCAGCAGCAUCUACAGUUCCCCCGUCACAACCCCGCUGGCUGACAUGCAGGCAGCCCUCUCUCCUCGGACAUCUGCCGACAUCUGCUGAGACACUCUCCCCUCCCUCCCCAUCUCCAGAGAAAAUCCUGUUCCUCCAUCCAGUCGGAGAGAAAGCGUUACAGACUUGUUUAUCUUCCAACCCCCCACCCACCCCCCCCUCAGCGACAGCACUUUUCUGCCCGCACGCUCAAAGACAUUUACACCAAACGGUCAAAGACUCAAAGACAUUUGAAAGCAAAAGGGAGAUUUUUCUUUUCUCAAAUGCCUCAAAAUCUCUUACCUUCAAAUGAGGCAUUCAAGACUAAGAGUGAAGCAACAGGUCUUAGCGGGUUUUCCUCUGACUGUACACAUAUAGACAUACAUGUGACAGCAAAGGAGCAAAAAGAACUUUAUUGUUGUAAUCUAAUGCCUGCAGGUUUCAAGCUCAAAUGUCCUGAAUAGGCAGGAGUACAUUUACAUAAAGACAUAGUAAUAUACAUAAGCUACAGUAUAUGUAUAUUGUACAUGUGCCAUGUUUGAGUUUUUGUUUUUACUUUUUAGUACCAUUGUUGUGAAAAUUUAUUUGAAUAUUUGCAUUGUAUUAUUCUAAAUUGAGCAGGGCCAUAUUUUAUACAUUCUGUAGUACGUAGUGAAAAUGCUGUGAUAAGUUUUUGACUUUGUUUGGGUAAAAGCACUUAAGUAUUCUGACGCAUGUGUAAGAGUGAUGUUACUUUCUUAUUUUGUAAAUAUCAUUCACUGGUACUCUUUCUCUCUUUUUCAAAUGUGACAGCACCAGUCUGCUAAAUGGAGGGAAAAUGACAUAAAAAUAACAAAUCUUUGAAUUUUUUGGUGCCUUUUGAGAAGCCUUUGCAGAUGGACUGACAGAUAUACGUGCAAGUGGAUGCUUUGCAUCUAGCCUUAAGGUGUAAGGGAUUUUUUUUCUCCUUCUCAUUUUUUCUUCAUUAUUCAGAGAGUCAUUUCAAGGAACGAAGAGAACGAAUACAAGGGCACUGCAUCAUGUUUUUGGGAUGUAAGCAAAAAAACCCCUAGAAAACUAUAUUUUUGUAACUGAAAUGUAUAUAUCUACAGGAGUUGGAAUGCUGUAGUUACCUACUGAGUAGGCAUGGGAUUUUUUGUAUGUUAUUUACAUGCAGUCCAUUAUUUUGUUGUUAUUUUUAUUUUUUUGUAUUUGUGUUUGUUCAAAAAAAGUGACUGUUUAUGGCUUCUAAACACAUUGAAUGCGCUUAACUGCCAGUGGGAUAUUUGGUGUAGAAGAUAUCCUUCCUGAACGGAAACAUAAAUAAAACAUAAAUAUAUAUGUUCAA